UUAAGGAAGAUGUGGUUUAAUGGGUUGGUUGUGGUUGCUGGGUGGGGACACACACAAAGACUGGUAUUAAGAAGGAACUGGGAGAGAGGUUGGUCCAGACGGAGUGAUAGCUGAGAUCAAUGCAGUACUGCAGACCGGACAAAUACGGAGGACUCGCCCAUUCUGGCCAAAUGAACAAACACUCCUCUUUUAGCCAAACCAAUACAAAUUCUAACAAUGAUAAGAGUGGUAUGAUGAGAAAAAAGGAGUCCUGUGCUUCUUCUGAGAUCUGCAGAGCACAGAACUCUAAAAACAGUGCCAGAUAUGUGAUUCCACACAGCCAGGAGCACAAAGAGCAUGCUUUGUCACCAGAGCCUCCCUCUGAUGUAACCCAGCAGAGGAGGCCAGCAGAGAUUUGCAAGAGUGAGAAAUCUAGAGAUUUAAUUGUGGGGAAGAAGAAGAAGAAGAAAGAACCACAGCCUCCUCAGCGCAGAGUAUCUCUCCUUCAACCUCAUACAGAAUUACAUUCUUCAACCAAACGAUACUCCUGUCCAACUUUUAACUCCUCUCCCACCUCCUCCAUCCCCUCCCACUUCUCCCCAACCUUUGUCCAGACUUCUGUCAUCACCGGCCAUGACCCUCUAGGCUGGAAGUUACGCCCAAAGUCCAGUUCCACCACUCUAAAGGCCCGCACUAACAGACUGUCUCUACAAAUCCCCCUCCCUGUCAUAUUUCCUGACCCUAAAUCUAGUCCUACACUGAACAUUCAAUCAGAUACUCACAAUCCAGAUCCCACUUCUAAAGCAACAGCAGUACGUUCCUACUCUGUAUCCUCAGACUUCCUCUCCCCACGAACCCCCGGGCCUGUAACACUUGAGGACCUCUUAGAUGUGCAUCUCUGCCAUGUCUCCAUUUCUGAUGAAUCUGAAGACGUUUUCAUCAAUGAGAGUGAAAAGGAAGUGAAGACGACUGCUCGACUAUGCAAAUCACCACCACCUGUUCCAGAAAAAUCAUCCAUGGCAAGAGAAGUUGCUCGUCAGAUUGCUUCGUCACGCCAACACUGUAGGCCUGAAGCCAAAAACCUAAAUGGAUUUUGCAGACAGAGGACCAAAGAAUAAAACCGCAGGGCUGAGGAUAGGAGCUAGGACAAGGAGAAUUCCCCUGGAAGCUUCCAUGGCUGAUGAGACUGAGAGGGCAGAACUGAUUCUCCUUCAACCUCUGACGUCACCAGUUAACAGGAAUGAUUUUACAGGUCACAUGGUACAUGUCUGUGGUCGACAUAUCAUUUAUAUAAAGAGUUUAAAUUCUUAAAGACACUAUGAGGAGUUUUUAACUGGCUGAGAAACAGACUGAAACUGAUACUGAUGCCUCUUUAUGACCCUCAAAACAAACAAGACCAUCUACAACAA
This is a messenger RNA of Notolabrus celidotus (New Zealand spotty), 1388 nucleotides long. RefSeq lists its product as uncharacterized. The transcript is spliced from 3 exons. The coding region runs from base 120 to 1097 and encodes 325 amino acids. The record is from RefSeq and is a predicted model, not a curated record. Lineage: Eukaryota; Metazoa; Chordata; Actinopteri; Labriformes; Labridae.